Oncorhynchus masou masou (cherry salmon) is the source of this 3991-nucleotide messenger RNA. RefSeq lists its product as uncharacterized. NCBI's taxonomy places the organism in Eukaryota, Metazoa, Chordata, Actinopteri, Salmoniformes, Salmonidae. The coding region runs from base 56 to 676 and encodes 206 amino acids. The transcript is spliced from 5 exons. The record is from RefSeq and is a predicted model, not a curated record.
UCCACUCCACUCUGUACAUUUCUCUCUCUGUCUGUCAGUCACGUCCAAGGUCAUCAUGGACAUUCUCCUGUCUUGGGACCGAGUGUCUAUUGUCAUCAUGCUGUUCUUUGUCUGUACAGAGUCAGCAGGUGACUCAACAAAAUAUCUGAAAAACAAAUCAGCUUCUUUGGGAGAAAUUGUUACUUUGGUUUGCAAUAACUCAGAGACAAAUGCAUCAUACAUCUGGAAGAAGGACACAGUUCUUAUUUUCUCUCAUAGUGGCACAAAGAAUAAAUCUGAAAGAAAAUUCCCCUCUGACAGGAUGAGUGUUGAUCCACCUACAAAGCUGACUAUCUUUAAUGUAGAGUUAAAUGACACCGGGAGCUACAGCUGUCAAAUAACAGAUGAUCAAAUUGGUGUACGGACAAUGGAGUGGAAUUUGACCAUCACUAAUAACCUCACAGAUCAUGCUGAAUAUAACCUACGGAGGUUAUUGCUCUUCACAAUUCCAUCUGCUAUUGGAGGAGUGGUUCUCUGCAUUAACAUCUGUUGUAUGGUCUGGCUGUGUAGGAAACGAAUUCCGGAACAGACAAGUCAUUGUGAUAGGCACGGAGAGGUGCAGCAGGAAUGCAAUGAAGAUAUGAUUUAUGAAAACUGUCUAGCUACAGAUGCUGUCAACAUGGACCCACAACACUGAGAGAAAAUGAGGCAGAUUAAACAGGAGGAGAACAGAGAACGUGACUGAGGGGUGGAGGUGUGGGUGAGAAAAUGUAUAGCAUUUCUAUUUCAGACAUUGACCAACUGAUAACAACAGUGCUGAGGUGAUGGAAAUAAUGUAUAUGGACAUAAUUUGUACCAGAGCAUGAGAGACAGAUGCGUCUCUGUACUAUAUAGUCAAAAGGUGGUGCUCAGGGGUUUAGGACUGGUUAGACUGUUGUGGGCUAGGAUUUGCAUAGAAGAUGGAAAGCUAAGCCUUGUUUACAGAAAAAUUAAAUUAUUUUUAUCUAUGGACCAAAUGCAAUGUAUCUCAGAAAGUCACACGUUGUUUCUAGAUAGCAGUGGCCUCCCUGCAUUAUGUUUCUAUUCAGAAGACUAUUCAAAUAAUGCAUCCACCCAGUUAAUGUGUCCAGGCCCUGAAAUAGACAUAAAGCAAUAAGAAGGCCUGGUAGUUGGGUGUAAGGAACUACAUUGACAUAUUAACAGCAACAACAACAAAAAAUGAAAAUAAUGUCUAUUAUGAAUAACAACAUGAGUGAAGAACAACUACAUUAAUGUGUACACAUAUAGAGAAAUAUGCUCACUGCAGAAUGACAACUUAAGGCCACUGGUCACACCAUGAUGGGAGAAAGAUGAAGUGGUAUAGAGAGGCCUGGGAAAGAGUUGGUGCAGGUGUCAAACUGUUAAAUAAACGUUAUUUGUGAAUACAUGUGCGAAUAGAAAAUUGUAACAUUUCCUGCACAAAACAAAUUGUUGUCAUCAUUUACAUUAAUCACAGCAGUACAGCUGCUCUUGCAUUGUCUCUCCAUUGUGUACUAAGAAAGUAGUGAGCAGAGGGACACAGUUCAUUGUUUCACCAUUGUCUCUCCAUUGUGUACUAAGAAAGUAGUGAGCAGAGGGACACAGUUCAUUGUUUCACCAUUGUCUCUCCAUUGUGUACUAAGAAAGUAGUGAGCAGAGGGACACAGUUCAUUGUUUCACCAUUGUCUCUCCAUUGUGUACUAAGAAAGUAGUGAGCAGAGGGACACAGUUCAUUGUUUCACCAUUGUCUCUCCAUUGUGUACUAAGAAAGUAGUGAGCAGAGGGACACAGUUCAUUGUUUCACCAUUGUCUCUCCAUUGUGUACUAAGAAAGUAGUGAGCAGAGGGACACAGUUCAUUGUUUCACCAUUGUCUCUCCAUUGUGUACUAAGAAAGUAGUGAGCAGAGGGACACAGUUCAUUGUUUCACCAUUGUCUCUCCAUUGUGUACUAAGAAAGUAGUGAGCAGAGGGACACAGUUCAUUGUUUCACCAUUGUCUCUCCAUUGUGUACUAAGAAAGUAGUGAGCAGAGGGACACAGUUCAUUGUUUCACCAUUGUCUCUCCAUUGUGUACUAAGAAAGUAGUGAGCAGAGGGACACAGUUCAUUGUUUCACCAUUGUCUCUCCAUUGUGUACUAAGAAAGUAGUGAGCAGAGGGACACAGUUCAUUGUUUCACCAUUGUCUCUCCAUUGUGUACUAAGAAAGUAGUGAGCAGAGGGACACAGUUCAUUGUUUCACCAUUGUCUCUCCAUUGUGUACUAAGAAAGUAGUGAGCAGAGGGACACAGUUCAUUGUUUCACCAUUGUCUCUCCAUUGUGUACUAAGAAAGUAGUGAGCAGAGGGACACAGUUCAUUGUUUCACCAUUGUCUCUCCAUUGUGUACUAAGAAAGUAGUGAGCAGAGGGACACAGUUCAUUGUUUCACCAUUGUCUCUCCAUUGUGUACUAAGAAAGUAGUGAGCAGAGGGACACAGUUCAUUGUUUCACCAUUGUCUCUCCAUUGUGUACUAAGAAAGUAGUGAGCAGAGGGACACAGUUCAUUGUUUCACAGCAAUAAAGCCAUGUGAGGUUGCGGCACCACCAUAAUCUACUGUGCCAUUUCCAUAGGGAUCAUGUCAAGGGCCUUUCCAUCACAGCCACUACUCCAUAUUAGGUUGCAUAUUAGGGUCAAUUCUCUGAGUAACAGCAUAUUAAUCCAGUUAGGAACCUGGCCGGAGGCUUAGCAUUCAGUUCAGAAUCUGGUGUUGAGGGCGAAGGCUUAGCUACUCGCAUUCAGUUCAGAAUCUGGUGUAGAUGGCGGAGGCUUAGCUACUAGCAUUCAGUUCAGAAUAUGGUGUAGAGGGCGGAGGCUGAGCUACUAGCAUUCAGUUCAGAAUCUGGUGUUGAGUGUGGAGGCUUGUAAACAGGGACUUCUCUGAGAGAAAGAAGACCGCUUCAAUGUGUGUUCUCUGAUAUCUCUUUCUUGUGAUAGAGAACUAGCAAAAUAACUAUCACCCCUCUGUCACUAGUUACAUAUCCCAGAGGGAACCCCCCCCCCCCAACCAUCUCUGGGGAACAGAGUCAUGUGAGGAAGUCACAUGUUUUUGCUGCGUCUGCACUGUACUGUUGAAUUCUAUGUGGUUUGUAUUGUAUUUACUGGUGUAUUAUUUAAUAUUUUUCUUGAACAGGUCUCCCUUUUCUGGUCUCAAUGGGACUUCCUGGUUGAAUAAAAAUAUGAUAAAAAUAGCAAUUCUUUCCAUUCUGCACACGACACAGCUUUGCUUUAUCUUGGCCAGGUCGCAGUUGUAAAUGAGAACUUGUUCUCAACUGGCCUACCUGGUUAAAUAAAGGUGAACUGUUAUUUAUUUAUUUAUAUUUAAACUAGUGAUUGGCCAUGAUUAAACUCCUGGGAUAUAGUCCCCCAAAAAAUAUAAUAUGAACUUGAACCAACUCAAUAUAUGAUAAUGCCAAUUCAUUUUUUUGACAAAGCUAAAUUCUGUUCAUAAUAUUACAGUAGUUGACAUUACCACGGAAACUGUCCGUAUUUGCACCGAUACCAUACUAGUGCAGAAGCAGCAGACAUAGAAUGACAAUGAGUAGAACCCAACAGGCAGCAGAGGUCUCUGUGAGGAGAGAGGAGAUACAGUUAAUAUAAGAAACAGUCUGUAUUUAUAAUUACAUGUAAUCAUGUUGCCCAAGCAACCAUCAUGGCUUUGAUGCAAACACUUUCCUGCAGAAAGCAAAGAGAUAGUAGUAGGUGAUAAGAAGUGUAUGUUUGAAGUAAGAGAAGAGUAUAUCAUGACAAUCUUAGUUAGUGGUUAUACCCUCCUGUAGAGUGGGGAAUUAGGACAUAAGUCUAAUACUAACACAUGCAGUGAAAGAUAAGUGAGCACCUGGCUCAGCUUUGUUAUCCAUGCUACAUCACAUUUCUCAUAACCUGAUAUACAAUGCUGCUUGAAAGUAUGUGAACCCUACAGGGCUGGUAAUUAUUCUGCUAUAAAAUAUAAAAAUAAAUA